Molecule: messenger RNA, 1218 nt
Organism: Lactuca sativa (garden lettuce)
Lineage: Eukaryota; Viridiplantae; Streptophyta; Magnoliopsida; Asterales; Asteraceae
Product: transcription factor MYB87
Source: RefSeq, a predicted model, not a curated record
AUCAAUUUUGCACUUUUGUUGGAAACAAAAUAUAAUAAUUAAAAUAUAUAAUUCACUUUAUGCCUUUGGACAAAGUCCUCUCUUUUUCACUUCAUCAUCUGAAACCAUAGACCAAGUUAACUUAUUGACUUCUACAACACACACUUGAUAGGGGCAUAUACAUAUAUAUAUAAAAGAAGUGAUCGGCUGUAACUUCAUCUUGAAGAAUAGCUGCAUAUUAGGGUAACAGUUUAGGGUUUCGUGUGUGUGGAAUUGAAGUGUGCAUUUUAGUGUAAUGGGCAGAUCUCCGUGUUGUGAUAAAGCCAAAGUUAAAAGAGGCCCAUGGUCACCUGAAGAAGACGCCAUUCUCAAGAACUAUAUUCAUAACCAUGGCACCGGUGGCAACUGGAUUGCCUUGCCUCACAAAGCAGGGCUGAAACGAUGUGGGAAAAGCUGUCGACUGAGAUGGUUGAAUUAUCUACGACCGGAUAUAAAGCUUGGAGGGUUUACUGAAGAAGAAGAUAAUAUUAUAUCAUCUCUCUACGUCAAUAUCGGAAGCAGGUGGUCUGUGAUAGCUUCUAAGUUACAUGGAAGAACAGACAACGAUGUCAAGAACCACUGGAACACGAAGCUGAAGAAGAAGUUAUCUCUAUCGCAUAACACCAGCAAUGCCACCACAACUUCUGUCGCCCCCAUCAAUCACAUACAAUUUAGCUCUCCGACAAAUCUACCAAAACAAGAAGUCGAUCAUUAUCAAACUAUAUAUAAACCUAUCUUCGACCACUCUAUGAUGGUGGAUUAUCAGCAAACCCCGAUGACAUCAGAUUCAACAAGUACCAGUACUAUCAACGUUAACAUAUUGUCUUCACAAGAGAAUCAUGGUUUUUCUCCUAAUGCAUUUCCAAUCAGCAAUGGCUAUGCCUCUUGGUGUGAUAAUGGUGGAGGAGUGAUAGACUCCGGCAGUGAUUUUUUGACGGGAGAAUUUGAUUUCCGGCAAGUGUUUGGUGAAGUUGCUAACUUUAAUUAUGCAUCUCCAUGGCUCUAAAGUUGAAGAAAAAAUGGUGAAGGUUACAUAGCUAGGAACCGAUAACUAAAACUAGCAGACCUUGUUCUAGUUUAAGUAUUUAGCUAGGUCGUUUAAUGGUUUUUAUAUUAAGCUUUGACAUCAUAUGAAUAUGUAUGUAUGUAAAUAUAUUAUUAUCAUCUAAAUUUACAUGAAAUUGAUAAUUGCAUGGAUUA